Messenger RNA from Penaeus indicus, 1350 nucleotides. RefSeq lists its product as uncharacterized. Gene Ontology annotation, biological process: lipid catabolic process; phospholipid metabolic process; arachidonate secretion. Lineage: Eukaryota; Metazoa; Arthropoda; Malacostraca; Decapoda; Penaeidae. The record is from RefSeq and is a predicted model, not a curated record. Gene Ontology annotation, molecular function: phospholipid binding; calcium ion binding. The transcript is spliced from 5 exons. The coding region runs from base 118 to 969 and encodes 283 amino acids.
CUCAGCGGACUUCGGGUGUGCUGCGCCAGCGGUGUUGGUGUCGCUCUGGACUUAAAGUGAUAUUGUGCCUUCGGCUCGUUCGUUGAUAUUGAGGAAACAAAUCUGAAAUUAGCAGAAAUGUAUAGAUCCAGGAUAUGGAAUGCGGUACUGAUCGCGGCGUGUGCCAUCGUUGCCUCCGAUUAUGCUGACGCGGCGCCCAAGACGAUGGUGGACCACAAGAUCAACUUCGGAUGGCCGAGCUUCUUCAACCCUGAGAUGGGAAUGAUGAGGGAGAAGCACAAGAAAAGCAAGAAGAAGAAGGACCAGGAGGCAGGAGAGGGGAACGAGGUGGACACGAGCACCGAGGAGGAUCACUACGAGGAUCUCAUCGAUUACACGCUCAAGGGCGGCCUCCGAGGGACACUCCUCCUCCUCAACUCGAGCUCGGUGACGGACGUGAUGAUGCCGGAGGGGAAGGUGGGCAACCUGACGGAGGUGGCGAGCAAGAUCAUGCAGGAGGAGGAGGAGGAGGAGAAGAAGAAGAGGGAACAGGAGGAAGGCGAAGAGGAAAAACAAACCGGGGUGAGGAUGAGGACGCCUCUUGUGGUGAAGAAAAGGACGCCGGAGCUCGGCAAAUACGGCGCGAAGGUGACGUUCUUCACCAGCACCGAGCCCACCAAGUUCAUCUACUACGGCAACUGGUGCGGCCGCGGCGGGCGCAGUGCCCCGGUGGAUAACCUGGACCGCUGCUGCCUGGAGCACGAGAUGUGCUACGGCAGGACUGUGCGCGAGUGCCCGGAUGUGUGGAAGAAGCCCUACAACAUGAUGUACGCCUGGACGCCGCUGGACGAGGAGGUCGUCUGUGUUCGCUCGGAGUCGUACUGCAUCAACCACGUGUGCGAGUGCGACCGCGAGGCGGCCCUCUGCUUCCAGCACUACCUGUCGGCGCCGGAGGAGAUCGCGACGCACCUCGGCACCAAGUCGGAAUAGCUUGGCCCUGGUCUUGGCACCAGGCUCCUUUCCGCAAGAACAAAGCAUCAGCCAACUUACUAGGUCUUUCAUUGAGCAAGUCGCCUAUCGUAUUAAUGAACUUUCUCUCGGUUAUUGUUGUUAUUUUUAUUUUUCUAUCCGUUCUUUAUAUGUUUCUCUUAAUAUGCGGACCAUUGAUGUGACUGCACCGCAAUAUAACGGUAAAGUUGACUAUGAUACCCACUUCAAAUGGCACUCCUGCGCAAAGCCAUCAUUUUGUGAAAAAAGCUUUAAUUGAAACUGCUUGUCAAACUCUCGAAGCUUUAAGUGCUUUCUGUUUCUUAUUAUUCUCUUUUAUGUAUAUGCUUUCGUUAUUGUUGAUAUCAAAAUAAAGUCUCUAAC